Molecule: messenger RNA, 795 nt
Organism: Olea europaea var. sylvestris
Lineage: Eukaryota; Viridiplantae; Streptophyta; Magnoliopsida; Lamiales; Oleaceae
Exons: 5
Coding region: 1-795 (264 amino acids)
Molecular function (GO): protein dimerization activity
Source: RefSeq, a predicted model, not a curated record
AUGGAGCAAACUGCACAGAUAAGAGAAGCCUUACUUGAUUUGGCAGAAUCUAACGAAGAUCCUAAAGUGAAAAGUGAAGCCGAGUCGUUGUUGCAUGCAGUCAAUAUUGUGAGUAAAUUUCUUCAAACUGAAUCCAUGGAUAUUGAUCAUGCUAUCGAUCUAUUGCAAGGACUUGUUUUAUUUUUUGAAGAUUAUAGAGAAAUCGGAUUUGCCGUUGCUAUGGAUGAAGCAACAAAAAAGGCAAAUGAAAUGGGAAUUGAAGCUGUAUUUACAGAAAAACGCAUAAUUCGAAGGAAAAAACAUUUUGAUGAAAGCGGUAGUGAUGAGGUAAAGCAAUCGGCAGAAGAAUCUUUUAGAGUUGAGUUAAGGGAUGCAACUUUAUCAAGUUUGUUGAACUCUUGUAUGAAUCUUGAGAAAUAUCUUGAACAUGAUGGGCGUUCGGACAUCAGUGGAGAUGAUUUAUGUUCGGAGUUACAAGUCUUGAAGAUUUAUUUACCAAAUGAAACAACAAGAGCAAUUGAAGUGCUGCAAUAUUUGAAGACUCACAAUAUUUGUUAUCCAAAUGCUUAUAUUGCUUACAAAAUUUUGUUAACCAUACCGGUUACAGUUGCAUCUGCGGAAAGAAGCUUCUCAAAAUUGAAAAAGUCUCGCAUCCAUCGGACCUCUAUCUUCAUUUCUGAUAUAAAUUCAAACCUGAAUGUACCAACGGAAAGACAAUCGUUGGGCGCUUUUGAGGCCCUGAAAAUUCUCCGGCGGUCAUGUGAAUGUGGAAUUAUUAUUUCUGAGAAGCUUUGA